UAAAAAGUCAAUCCACCACUGCUUUUCCUCCUCAGCCCUGUCUCUUUCGAUCUCUCUCUCACCUGCCAUUGCUUUCCACCGUCUAUCGAUUCCGGACAGCGCCGUGCUCGAGGCGGGCGUGCUCUCGCCGGCGUCAUGUGUGCUGGCAUUGGCGCCCCUGUCUCUCCCCUGUCUUGGGAUUGUGGCGGCCGCGGAUCGCAUCAUGGCCUCGCGGCGGCGGCGACAGUGACGACGGUGCACCCAUCUGAAUCGACUGAAAAAAGGAAAUACACGAGCACAUCCCCUCCUGAUCUCCUACGGCAUCGCAAGCUAAUCAUGUCGCUGCCAUGGUCGACCCUACCUCUCGAUCUCGCCCGUCGACGCCAUGGAGCACCAGCGAACCCACCGACGAACUCACCAAAGACAGAGAUAGACUCCUGCGUCAUGAUCUCCAGGGCCAAGAUGCAACUCUGCUAGGUUGGAUCGGCGGCAAAGGUCAGCCUCCCAUAUCCAUCUCUUACCCCAGCCUCUCCCUCUCUUCUCUCCGAUCUUGUGUGUCACGUGGCAUUAGGACAUGCGACGCCAGUAGAGCACGCGGCGGUGGUGGCUUGCUAGACGAAACGGAUUUGGGGGUGCGCCAGAAAAGGGCUCCGCUCUGGUUUGUAGGUGAUGAGGUCGACAGGAGAAGUGUUGGCUGGGAGCAGUUAGCGAUUUUCGAAUGGAAACUGAACUGGAAUUUUUGUCUGCGCCGCUUCUUGCAGAUAGUCCAUGAUCUUUUUCACCUUGAAGCACUCUGUGAAUUACACCAGAAUAGCAGCAACAUCAGGCCACUUGAGAGCAGGGGUGUCAUUGGAGUCCUCCUCCCUUAAAUGUUCAGCUCUCGGACAUUGCACCAAUAAUGCUGGAUUAUACCGAUGUGCAGAUUGUAAGUUUCAUAUAUUCAGACUGGGACCUUUCUUCCUCUUAUUUUGCCAUCAAAACUGAAAAAGAGUGAUGCUAAGGCCCCGUUCGGCAACACUCCGCUCAGCCAGGACGGAGCGGAACGCCAGGUUAGCAACUCCCUAUAUUAUAACUACAUGCACUUGCUUGAGAUCUGAUCUAGAACUGAAUUCUGCCCUGCUUUGCUGUAGUCAUAUGCUCUGUGUCCACUUAUGAGUUUCAGAUACAAAUUAGGACCAAAAUUGGAGUAGGUUCAGUCGCGCAAAUGUUGUAUCACUUUGUCAUGGGUAUUGUGAUGCUGAAUUGCUUGUUGGAUUGUUCAAACUAAAGUUGUCCAGUCAGUUUGCUACAAUGUUCAUUUCUGCACUUCAGAAGUUCUGUAGAAUUUGGGCCUGAGCACUUUCGAAUUUGUCUGUGGUUUGAGAUUAAUCUUUCAGAGAUGUUAGAGUGGGUUCAAGGAAGGAUCUUCCCAUCAGUGUGCAGAGGAUCUUCUAAUUUCUGCAGCUAAUCUUGAUUCAUGGACAUUGUGUUUGCUCUGUGGCGAAGUAUGUUUCAGUUUUUUUUUCUGAAAAAUUGACGCUACUUCUGAUUGCUCAAAAUUUAACUUUUGCUGAUAUGCACCGGAGGCAUUAAACCAACUACUUUCUCUGUUAUUUUUAUGUAUUUUGCAUUAUGUUUCAGCUAAUCAGCGAUACUGUUGGAAAUAUGAGCAAUUUACCAAAUGAUUUUAUUAACAGAAAUACUAGAUAAAGCAUGACUAAUAUAGAAGAGAUAAAACAAGUCAUGCGUUCUGACAGAGAGAAGGUAAAUAGCUUCUGCAUAUAUGAACCGUAGCCUAUCAUAUCUAAAGCAGACAGUAUAGCAAGUAGCAUAUAUGAAGUAGAACCUAACAUGUGUAG
Molecule: messenger RNA, 1817 nt
Organism: Triticum aestivum (bread wheat)
Lineage: Eukaryota; Viridiplantae; Streptophyta; Magnoliopsida; Poales; Poaceae
Exons: 2
Coding region: 327-848 (173 amino acids)
Source: RefSeq, a predicted model, not a curated record